Messenger RNA from Gadus morhua (Atlantic cod), 2640 nucleotides. It is a transcript of the gene rnf122, whose product is annotated as ring finger protein 122. Gene Ontology annotation, biological process: ubiquitin-dependent protein catabolic process. The record is from RefSeq and is a predicted model, not a curated record. NCBI's taxonomy places the organism in Eukaryota, Metazoa, Chordata, Actinopteri, Gadiformes, Gadidae. Bases 522 to 917 code for a protein of 131 amino acids. Gene Ontology annotation, cellular component: nucleus. The transcript is spliced from 7 exons. Gene Ontology annotation, molecular function: ubiquitin protein ligase activity.
GGGGGUGGGAAUAGGAAAAUCGAGCCAGUGUUCCAGUUUUCAUCACAGAUGCUAGGUCUGUGUUAUGCCGUCUAAUUAUAAUAACAGAGCCAAUAAAGGAGAGCAAGUGAAAACGCUUUUCCUUUAAAAUAACGCGAGGAUAGCCUAAAACUCCGACAUGUACCUCCGCGUAACGGAUGUGACAUUGUCGGUUCGUGCCUUCACGCUGACUUUAAACACUCGAUUUCAAUUUUGAUAUGGUGGUUGCGUUAUUGUCUCUUAACAUUGCAGCUGCAUAAAACGUCAAUUUUGGUGUGGGUCUGUGCUGUGUUGGAGCACACUGGGAAAUAAGUAGAUCUCUCAACCCGCGGUGGCUUGUUGAUCAACACCAAUCGGAUACCUUUGUCUCCCUCCGGUGCAUUGAUGCACCCGUUCCAGUGGUGUAACGUCCUGGUGGCCGUGGUAACGGGGAGCCUCCUGAGUGCACUGAUGUAGGGUGCUUCUGUGGUCUGGGACUGGUCUACUCCAACAAGUCGUGCAGCAUGCCUCCCAUCACCUUCCAGGACCUGCCCCUCAACAUCUACAUGGUCAUCUUCGGCACAGGCAUCUUCGUCUUCAUCCUCAGCCUCAUCUUCUGCUGCUACUUCAUCAGCAAAUUACGACACCAGGCCCAGAGUGAGCGGUUUGGAUACAGAGAGGUCGUUCUAAAAGGAGAUCCCAAAAAGUUAAAUCUCCAUGGGCAGACAUGUGCCGUCUGCUUGGAGGACUUCAAAGUGAAAGAUGAGCUGGGGGUGUUGCCAUGCCAACAUGCCUUCCACAGGAAGUGUCUGGUCAAGUGGCUGGAGGUUCGCUGCGUCUGCCCCAUGUGUAACAAGCCCAUCUCCGGCCCUCCAGAGCAGCACCACAGCAUCGGCACCCUGCUGGAUGAGCUGGUAUAACACACCUCAACCAGGCUUGGGGAGGAGUAGCGUGCCAGGACACACCAGCUAGUGUUUGCUAGCCAUCAACAGGCAGAGAACACUUGUGUUGUAAAACAAACAAAAAAAAUGUGCCCAGCACUACAUGAACGCUAUGGUGAGUCGGGGGUAACCUAGUUACCACUGGAAGAAGAAUGACUCGGAGGGAUGUUGUUGCCAAGCAACCAGCCCUGAGAUGGCGACAUCAUACAUGGUGGUGUCUGAGCGAUUUAACACAAGCCACCCACAUGUCACGCUACAGAAAUGUUCCUUCUACACCCCACUAUAUUCCUAUUUCCAUUUUUAUCCCAUCAGUUCUCUCAACCUAACUCUACGCUCUUGUAUUUUGGUCUAAGUUGGGUGACAGUGAUGCCUUGAAGGACCGGCACCUUUUUCAUGUUUUAUAUGGACUUACGUGGAAACUGUGCGAAGGAAUUACUGACUGAUGGCAUUGCCAUUGAUCUGGAGUGUGAGAGCGUGGCUGCUGAAUUGAGUGCAUCAAUUUGAUGUGAUAACGAUCUUGAUUGUUUACUUGAAAACAACAAAACAAAGUAUUAGUACUCCUUUAGUUUUUAUUUGAAGGGAAUUUGGAAUCAGUGCCAAGUGAAUUUUUCUGGCCCUUCUCGUGUUCUCUCUGCAACAACAAAAACGGACAGCACUGAGCCGUCAAGGCAAGCAGGGAUCUAUAUUUAGCCUGCUAAAACAUGAAGAAUUAACUGUGGUUAACGCAAUAGACCAAAGCUAUUCAAACGUCUAACAUUUAGCCAACUCCAAAAUGCUCAAGUUACAGCUAACAGGUGUUGUUAAAAGCGAUACGUUACCAUUGAUCACUGUUUUACGUGAUUAAAUAAACGGUUAUUGAUUAUCAAUUCAAUAUCCUAUAGGUUCCAUCCGUGGAAUCUGAGGGUAUUAAAAUAAUCACUUGUCUUAUAAACCAACGUUACCGUUCUGUAUUAAAAAGAAGUUGGAUAACCCGUAAUAGGGCCCUGGUUUAAUUUAAUCUAUUUUACAGUUUUUACAGUUCCAGUUCAUUACCUCUGGGAUUUCUCCAACUAAUGAAUCAUGUUUUGGUUUUGUUGUUGUAGCAUUGUUGACUGAAUCUGCAAUACCAUGUUUUCACUUUAUUUUCAGGUGAACUGUGUUGAUGUUCUGUAUGUGUAUCACUCUGAAGUCACUAAAAAGAAACUAAUGCAGUCAUGCUUGUGUUCUCAGUUUAAAAACAUAUUUUCUCGAAGACAUCAGAGCAGCUUCAGAACUGAGGGUGAGGUAAUAACUCUAAAUCCUUAUUCUCUUUAGUUCCAGAAAAUAAGGAUUUCACAAAAGCAUAGCACUAUAGCAGUGUUUUUGGAGGCAAUUAUACUAAACACCACUUUUUUUCACACAGAUAUUUUCAGUGGAAUUAUUGUUGUGUUGGUGUUGCUGUUUCGGCAUUCUCUCAUUGUAAGGUUCCGGUGAAUUACCUGUUUUCAGAAAUUGUACCCAAGUACUGCCUAAAAUUGAGCACAAAUGCCCCAAACAAUGAUCCAGAUUGGCACAUACACUUUAGUUAAUAGUCACAUGUAUAUCUAUUGACCUUUCUGCCAAGAACGUGUUACAUUUUUAAGACAUAAGCGGGUCCAGUCUACAUUCCAUAUUUUGUAAUCUAAAGGCUGUAAAUAUACUGUCAAUUUUGAAAAAUAAUAAAUUCAGUUGUCUGGUAAUCUCA